GUCAGCGGCAUGUCUGCAAGACAGACGAUGCAAGCUUGGGAUUGGAGGCCUCCGGCGAUGGCCCCGUCGGGCCUCUGCUGCAGAGGAGCCAUGUGGCGGCAAAGAGCCAGCGACGGACGGUUCCCUGUGCGACAGCCAGCUCCAUGUGUGCUUCCAUCGCGUCGCUGGCAUCGAAAAAUCCAGGGCUCUGGAAGUCCAGCCGGACGCUGGCCAGAUGUGGUGGUGAAGACUUCGUGGCGGCCCUCAUUUUCACAGCGGCGGGGCUGCCGACCUGGAGCCGCGAUCCCAAGCGCACGUUGCUCGCUGCUUUGUGUGGGAAUGUGGCCCAUGAGGCCGCUAAAGCGCUGCAGAACUUCUGGCGCCAAAGCCGCCGGUGCACUGUUUCUGUCUACCAGCCGCGACCCCCCAAAGAGCCGGCAAACG
Molecule: messenger RNA, 423 nt
Organism: Symbiodinium necroappetens
Lineage: Eukaryota; Dinophyceae; Suessiales; Symbiodiniaceae
Source: the annotation of a GenBank genome assembly